AUGGCGAUAAUUGGAGGUGAGCCCGGUGGGCGCGCAGCUAUUGUGGUCGAGGACAAGCUCGGGCAAGAUGCCGUCGUUCCGCCUCAAGACGAACAGAGCACCGCCGUCCCGAUUGGCGCUCCGGAGCCUGGGCGAGAUGUGUUUGCCAAAGAUAAACAAAAGGAGAUCAAGAGUCAGUUGCUUGCGAUGGAUGUGCCGGUUCCUGUGGAUGAGAAGGAGAUCAGUGUGGUGACGUUCGAGCCAACCAGUGCAGCGCCGGAACUAGCAGCUGGAGAAAAAGAGGAGGCUAAGGUGCAAGGAGGUAUUGGUGAGCCGGAGGAUCAGGCGCAUUCUGAAUUCAUCAACAAUCUGGAAGAAGAGGUUGAGGUUGGUGAGGAUAACGAUGACCUUCGGAAACUUCACGGACCCCUUGACCACGAGGAAGCCAUUGCAGAUCAGGUGGCACAUGAGUUAUAUCCCGAGGCCAGGGACGCCGAGUAA
Molecule: messenger RNA, 480 nt
Organism: Suillus paluster
Lineage: Eukaryota; Fungi; Basidiomycota; Agaricomycetes; Boletales; Suillaceae
Exons: 2
Coding region: 1-480 (159 amino acids)
Source: RefSeq, a predicted model, not a curated record